UGUUGUUGAGCUAUACUGAAUACUAACCAAGUUUUGCUUCGGAUUAGUUGCGUUUAAAAAAAAAUAAUGAAGUAUGCGGUUAUCUACGUAUGGAGCUUUUCCAGUAUUUUAUUUUCUAAUUUUGUCGUAUUCAGUUCUCCUCCCCAAAAUUUUAUGACAAGUUACUUUUAUCAUUUACAUACCAUCAACGAAACGUUGUCUAGAACAUUCUCAUUGUCUCUAACUUCUCCUACUAUGGGCUGCAUGCGCCAGUGUCUUAGAAUGGGGGAUAACUGCAUCGGGUGGAGAUGCAGAGAAACACCAUCUGGUUGUGACAUUCUUACAGAUCUUCCAGGUGUACAAGAAACGGAGAACCUCGAGUGCAUGUUCCUCAAACCUAUCAAAUGCAGAAAUGAUAGCUGUUUGCAUGGAGGUGAAUGUUAUAACAUGCCCAUUCCGAGCGUCUUGUCUGCAAUGGCUUAUGUGUGUAGAUGUCGCUGUGGUUCCUGUGGCCCUCACUGCGAGCAACUGAACUUUGGUCGACAUGUAGGGAGAGGAAUUGUCAAAAACAACAUAGGGGGCACGACUUCUGCAACGCCAGAGGCUUGCCAAGAGGAAUGUUUGAAAACGCCGGCAUGUCGCUCUGUGGAUUACACCAGCGAAGAAAGUCAGUGUUUCUUCAAUGGAGUCAUACACACUGACAGCGGCGCACAACUUGGUGAAUUUAAGCAGGUUGAUUAUUACUAUCCAAUCUGUAAAUGUUAGGUAGCUUAUUUGAAACACGUGUAGGCCCCACAUACUAACUAUGAAUUUCAUAUAUGUUUUAUUAUGCUUUCUCGAGUAUCCUGUACCGAUAAGAGAAUGAAACUGACCACUCUUGAUUGGUCAGAAAUAUGUCCAAACUCUAACUGCCCAAAGUAAUCAAGGGCCCGGAAAGUCAAAAUAAAGCUACCAUUCUCCAAGAAAAGUUGUUUUUUCCCCACAAACUUCUACAGUUAGUUUUCCUGAUAUUUUCACACUUAACGCAUUAUUAAUUUAGUCUAGCUCUGAUUUUAAGAUACACAAAGACAGAUAGUAUGAGGUAAAAAGCCAACAACAACUCGUAACUAAACUAGAAGCUUAUGUGUACAAGAAACUUCGACAAUUGGGUCGUAUAACUAAAGUUCUCUUCUACACGUGAGAUCUCAAGUAACAGAAGUUAAUCAUUUCAGUGCUUUACCGUUACUAAUUUAAUUUUUCACAGCAUAGAUUUUAUUUAG
This is a messenger RNA of Limulus polyphemus (Atlantic horseshoe crab), 1238 nucleotides long. RefSeq lists its product as uncharacterized. The record is from RefSeq and is a predicted model, not a curated record. NCBI's taxonomy places the organism in Eukaryota, Metazoa, Arthropoda, Merostomata, Xiphosura, Limulidae. Bases 67 to 744 code for a protein of 225 amino acids. The transcript has 3 exons.